Messenger RNA from Salvia miltiorrhiza (redroot sage), 1102 nucleotides. RefSeq names its product probable xyloglucan endotransglucosylase/hydrolase protein 30. Gene Ontology annotation, cellular component: apoplast; cell wall. The record is from RefSeq and is a predicted model, not a curated record. Gene Ontology annotation, molecular function: hydrolase activity, hydrolyzing O-glycosyl compounds; xyloglucan:xyloglucosyl transferase activity. The coding region runs from base 1 to 1002 and encodes 333 amino acids. Lineage: Eukaryota; Viridiplantae; Streptophyta; Magnoliopsida; Lamiales; Lamiaceae. Gene Ontology annotation, biological process: cell wall biogenesis; xyloglucan metabolic process. The transcript has 4 exons.
AUGAAUCAUGAUUUGAUAGCAGCAAUGAAGAAGCUCAUCCAAUAUUCUCUCUCAUCAAUCUAUCUUCUUCUUCUUCUCGUGGACGUAGGUUGUGCGUUGAACACAACCCCCUUCUCCAAAGGCUUCACCCCUCUUUUUGGUCAUCCAAAUAUCAUCCCUUCUCUCGACGAUCGAUCCCUUCAACUUCAUCUCAAUCAAUACACAGGGUCGGGAUUCAAAUCCGCAGAGGUGUACAAGUACGGGUUGUUCAGCGCCAAAAUCAAGCUACCAUCGGACUACGCAGCAGGCGUCGUCGUCGCCUUUUAUACAACAAAUGGAGAUAUGUUUGGAAAGACACACGACGAGCUGGAUUUCGAGUUUUUAGGGAACAUACGAGGAAAGGCGUGGCGGUUUCAGACAAAUAUGUAUGGGAAUGGGAGCACUAACAGAGGCAGAGAAGAGAGAUAUUACCUCUGGUUUCACCCUUCCAAACACUUUCAUCGUUACACCAUUUUCUGGACCACCACCAAUAUCAUAUUCUAUAUUGAUGAUGUCCCGAUCCGAGAAAUUGUACGAAAUGAUGCAAUGGGAGCUGAUUUCCCAUCAAAACCUAUGGCAUUAUACGCCACAAUAUGGGAUGCAUCGGAUUGGGCUACUUCCGGUGGCAAAUACAAAGCAAAUUACAAAUAUGCCCCUUUCGUGGCCGAGUUCAGCGACCUCGUCCUCAACGGGUGCGCCGCCUAUCCGGUGGAAGAGGUGGUCGCCACCGGCUGCGAUGAGAUAAAUGACCAACUUGCUAUUUUUGAUAGAAUAAGCCCUAGACAAAGAGUGGCCAUGAAAAGAUUUAGAGAAAGAUACAUGUAUUAUUCGUAUUGUUAUGAUAAAUUAAGGUAUCCGGUGCCUCCGCCCGAAUGUGUCAUUGAUCCGGCGGAGAGGCAGAUGUUUAAGGAGACGGGGCGGCUGAAAUUUGACGAGAAGCACCACCGCCGGAGGUUCAACCAAAGAGGCCAAGUUAAGAGGUAGGUGAGUGAUAUUAUAAUUUGAAUUUUCCUUCUCUAGAUUUUUUGGGAUGAUUUGAUUGAAAUAAUUUAUAUUAAUGAAUGAAUAUAGAAAUUAUUUUGUA